AUGGAUUCAAAUGAAAAUAACCAAAGUGACCAGGUGAAAGCUUCGGAAACAUCGGCAUUAAAAUCUGAAGCUGUUAAAGAAGAACCAGAGGACAAUGAAAAUUUUGAACUCUCAAAUUAUAAUAACGUUGAAAAAAUAGAUGUUGAUGCUAAUACGAGUAAUUUACCAUCAAAUGGCCAGAAACGUAAGAGCCCCGAGAAAUCAUUGCCGGAGAACGAUUGUAAUGAUAAUUCAAAUAGCAUAAAAAGACGAAGGUAUACUGAUACAGAAACUGAGGAUCAGGUCGAUACUAUUAUAGAAGAAAGACCUAAAUUCACGUUGAUAGUGAGCAAUGCGAGUGGUGAUUGGACAUCACAACAGGUUCUCAACUUCAUCCGGGAUACUUGUGGUGUUCACAUAUCAAAAAUAAACGACAGUAGAGAGGGCAACACGGAUUCAGAUUUUCAAAUAAAAUUGAAUUUUACUUCCAAGGAACAACUUGAUACAGUUAGGGAGAAAUUAAGGGAGAAAGAGGUUGAAGGAAAACUAACUAUUGCAAUUGAGAGCGAAAUGGUUGAGAGGGCACAAGGCUACAGGGACUCACAAAACAUUGAAAGUCCACCAAGAAAUGACGAAGAUCACGAAACUGAGUCGAGCGAUUUCCACAUAAAAGAAGAUUAUCUUCGAUCGUUGGGCAUUUCGCCACCUAUCACUAAUUGGGUUGAUGUCACAAAUUUUCGCUGUGAUAAAUCAGAGUUGAAGGAAGUAUUGGAGUUGGCAGGUAGAGUAGUAAUAUGCUCUGUUGUGAGUUCUCUGCACAAAUAUGCUAAUGCUAUGUACAGUCACCCUCUGGAAGCUGUUCAGGCCGUAUCAAUGCUUAAUGGUCAAAUGUUCUAUGGGAAAAAACUAAAAGUUACUAUAAAUAGAUCUCCUAACGUUAAAACCUUGUUGCCAAAAGGUCUUGUAAGUGUAGGGCCAGGUUUAGGCAAAUUUGGUAAACCGGUUCGUGAUUUACCCGAUCAAUACAAAAGAUUCAUUCAAGGACAAAACUCUGCGAUUGAUGCGAGUUUGUUCCAACAAGACCUACUCAAUAGAAUCGGGGUGACUCUCGAUCGGGACGUUAAUUACUCACGUUCCUCCGGGACACCUUACAGUCAAACUAGUCAAACUGAUUUAUGCACAAGAAACAGUGCUGAUUCCAGUGAAAGUGUGUCCCAAAUUUCUCACAUGGAUGAAAAUCAAUUUGGUCCCAUCGGACAAAAACCGAGUUUCCAUAAUACUCCUUUGACGAAUUUUACUAGUCAAAACUGUUCCGUCAAUAUUGACUCAAAUGGCUCCAAUAUUACCGCGAACCGAAUGCCAGUAAUGAAUACCAGAGAUCCUAGAAGCAACCAAAAUUACAUUUGUCCCCCAGUAUCAAACGAUUCGGGUGAUAGACUUGUUAUUUCCUCUGCUGUUAUACAUCCCCAACAUCCAGUUUCGGGACAAAUCAGAGCGCCUGGUGCAAUUCAAAAUUCAGGUCGUGUUUUGGGUAUAGCCAGUUCCGGGUCUAUACCAGGUUCGGGUAUAAUAAGUUACCCUGGACCUAUGACAAGCUCUGGUCCGAUUUCCGGGCCUAACCCUAUGCCUAUCAGACCUAUGUCUGCUUCUGGCCCUAUGCCUGGGCCUAGUGUUAUUCGCGGCCCUAUGUCUGGGCCCGGCCCUAUGUCAGGGCCUGGACCUCUAUCAGGAUCCGUUCGCAUCCCUGGUCCAGGAAAUCUGCAAUUGAGACAUAGUCCUAUUUCUGGAUGUGCAAGACCUAUGACUGGUCAAGGUCAUCCUUCUGGACCAAUACAAAUGACUGGCCCAAGAGGCCCACGACCCAACCAAAUGGUUCAUAUUUCAAUAGGCCCUAGAGUCCCAGUACCAUUAAAUAGAUUCCCUACUCCUAUGAGUCCUAUGGGAUCACGGCCUUUAGCUCCUAGCGGACCAGUUCAGAACGCCAUAAGACCAAAUGGACCACGUUUAAUGACCACUAACGUUCAAAUGUUCAGAAGCGAUCCCGUCACACUACAAAUAAGCAACUUGCCGCCGAAUACGAAUUUCCUGAAUCUGGGCCACAAAUUAUCUGAACUAGGUCACGUAGUGUAUUUGGAGUUCACGACACCUGGAUGCGCUGUCGUGAGGUUCGCGAACCCAGCUGAUGCUGAUAGAUGCUUUCCCUACAUCUGA
This is a messenger RNA of Danaus chrysippus (African queen), 2190 nucleotides long. NCBI's taxonomy places the organism in Eukaryota, Metazoa, Arthropoda, Insecta, Lepidoptera, Nymphalidae. The record is from the annotation of a GenBank genome assembly.